Caenorhabditis angaria is the source of this 487-nucleotide messenger RNA. The record is from the annotation of a GenBank genome assembly. NCBI's taxonomy places the organism in Eukaryota, Metazoa, Nematoda, Chromadorea, Rhabditida, Rhabditidae.
AUGUUCAAAAUUUUGGCAAUUUUCCUGUUGGCUAUCAUUCCCUUGGCUCACUCGUUAUUUGGGAUUUUGGGAUCGAGGCAAAGUGUUACUGUAACUGGAAGAUUGAUUUGUGAUGGACAACCGGCUAGUGGGGUUUUGGUGAAGAUGUAUGAGGAUGGAACUAGUGAGUUUUCUUAAGAAGGGUAUUUCAACCAACAAAAAAAUUAAAUACAUAUUUCCAGUCUACGAUUCCAAACUCGACUCUGUUCGAACCAGUGCCGAUGGAACUUUUCGAAUCUCUGGAACCCGAACUAAAAUCCGCACUAUCAAUCCAAAAAUCAAUAUUUAUCACAAAUGCAAUUACAAUGGGUUGUGCUCCAAAAAACUGGCUAUAAAUGUGCCGAAAUCUGCUGUUCAAAGUGGCUCAAGCUCGUUGCAAAAUUACGAUAUUGGAACUCUGAAUUUGGCAAAUCGAUUCAAAGGAGAAUCUGUAGAUUGCAUUCAUUAG